AGUGUAUAGGCGAAGCAGUAAUCCGAGAGUGAAAUAAUUGGAGACGUGAGGGAAUUUCCACGGCCCAAGUUGGCGACUCCCAUCACUGUCGACAUCAUGAUUCCGCCCCAAAUCGCCGACUUGGAAGUCAAUCGGAGAGUAAUUUGGGCUAUUCUUUUGUCUCGUCCCCAACAAAUUUCCAUCCACGUAUCAAAUGAUAGCAACAUUCCCAAUAUUUAUGCGGUUCCAAUGAAUUCCGCUUCUUUGGUUCAGUUCAUCGGAAGUUCAGUUUCCAGUUCUGAUUCUAGCCUCAAGGUCGUCGCUAACGAGACAGUAUGGAGGAGAAAGGAGUGGAUGGUCGUGUAGUGAAGCGUUUGGAUUCCGAACGCAGUUCAAAUUCGAUGAACAGGCAGAGAUUUGGGGAAGUGAGUGGAGUGCUAUCCAUCGAGGAGUUCUUUGAGGACCAAGAAGUGCCUCCAUGGAGGAAGCAGCUGACGUUUAGAGCUUUUUUCGUUAGUUUUUGGCUGAGCAUUUUGUUCAGCUUCAUUGUAAUGAAGCUCAACCUGACCACUGGUAUUAUACCUUCACUCAACGUAUCUGCUGGUCUAUUAGGUUUCUUCUUUGUCAAGUCAUGGACGAAAUUUUUGGAGAGGUCAGGCCUCUUGAGGCAGCCUUUCACCAGGCAGGAGAACACUGUCAUCCAAACCUGUGUUGUUGCCUCGUCUGGCAUCGCUUUCAGCGGAGGUUUUGGAAGUUACUUAUUUGGAAUGAGCGAACGGAUUGCUCAUAGAUCAUCCGGCAGUAAAGAUUUCAAAGAUCCAUCAUUAGGAUGGAUUAUUGGUUUUCUAUUUGUUGUUAGCUUUCUUGGCCUCUUCUCAGUUGUACCCUUGCGAAAGAUCAUGGUCGUUGACUUCAAAUUAACUUAUCCAAGUGGUACUGCAACUGCUCAUUUGAUUAAUAGUUUCCAUACUCCCCGAGGAGCUGCACUAGCAAAGAAACAGGUGAGACUGCUUGGCAGGUUUUUCUCUUUGAGCUUCUUGUGGGGCUUUUUUCAAUGGUUCUUUCAAGCUGCAGAUGGUUGUGGAUUUGCACAUUUUCCAACAUUUGGGCUCCAAGCACGUGCAAACAGGUUUUACUUCGACUUCUCAGCAACAUAUAUUGGAGUUGGAAUGAUUUGCCCCCACAUAAUAAACGUAUCGGUGCUCGUUGGAGGAAUUAUCUCUUGGGGCAUAAUGUGGCCUCUCAUAGAAAAUAAAAAGGGUCAAUGGUUUAGUGAGAAAUUGAGCUCAGAUGACCUUAGUGGUCUUGAAGGUUACAAGGUAUUUAUAGCAAUAGCCAUAAUUCUUGGUGAUGGCCUAUACAACUUCUUCAAAGUAUUGACUCGGACCCUCUCCGGGUUGUUCAGCCAACUUCAACACAAAAGAGAGGCUGAAGAUUUUUCCUUGGGAAGUUCAUCAAGGUCUGAGUUUUCUUAUGAUGAUGAACGAAGGAAACAACUUUUUCUCAAGGAUCAAAUACCAAUCUGGUUUGCCAUUGGAGGCUAUGUUGUGAUUGCUGCAGUGUCGAUUAACACUCUUCCACACAUCUUUCCCCAGCUGAAAUGGUAUUAUAUUUUGGUCAUCUACGUCUUUGCUCCUAUCUUGGCCUUCUGUAAUGCAUAUGGAUGUGGACUCACGGAUUGGUCUCUAGCAUCUACUUAUGGAAAGCUUGCCAUUUUCACAAUUGGUGCCUGGGCUGGGCCUUUGCAUGGAGGAGUUAUUGCUGGUCUAGCAGCUUGUGGGGUCAUGAUGAAUAUUGUCUCCACAGCGUCCGACUUAAUGCAGGAUUUCAAGACCGGCUAUCUAACCUUAGCUUCACCCCGCUCCAUGUUUGUCAGCCAAGUAGUAGGCACAACAAUGGGCUGCAUUAUUUCCCCUUGUGUCUUUUGGCUCUUCUACAAGGCAUUUGAUGAUCUUGGUCUCCGAACUGGUCAAUACCCCGCCCCGAAUGCGGUUCUUUUUCGCAACAUGUCUGUGUUGGGUGUUGAAGGCCUCUCAAGUCUACCAAAGAAUUGUCUUACCUUUUGUUAUGUGUUUUUCGCCACCGCCAUUUUGGUUAACUUGAUUAAAGACUUGAUACCAAAAAAGUGGGCAAGGUUCAUUCCCUUACCUAUGGCAAUGGCAUUGCCAUUCUACUUAGGGCCAUACUUUGCAAUUGAUAUGAGCCUUGGAAGCUUGAUAUUGUUUGUGUGGCAGAAGCUAAACAAAACCAAGGCGGAUGCGUUUGGUCCAGCUGUAGCAUCCGGUUUGAUAUGUGGGGAUGGAAUUUGGAUGUUGCCUUAUUCAAUUUUGGCAUUGGCGGAAGUCAAGCCACCAAUGUGCAUGAAGUUCCUAUCAAGGGCAACCAACGCAAGAGUAGAUAAGUUCCUAGGAUCGUAGCUCUGAAAUUUUGUGUUAUUCUUGGAAUUUAUCUGUGGCUUUGUCCAAGCUAAAUACAUCUAUGGGCUUAAUUAUCUCAACGCCUCCCCUCUCCUUUUGGUUUCUUUAUGUUGUAGAAGAGCCUCCUAUUUUGGUUUCCAUGGGAGCAGAGGAGAUCCAGGUUUUAUUCUGUUGUAUAGCUAAGCAAUUGUGUGAGAUUUGUAUAAUGUAUUUAUGCUAAAAAAAGUAAAUAAUAAAGGUUAAAUCAUUUGUGUA
Messenger RNA from Cucurbita pepo subsp. pepo (vegetable marrow), 2651 nucleotides. Its product is annotated as putative metal-nicotianamine transporter YSL5. NCBI's taxonomy places the organism in Eukaryota, Viridiplantae, Streptophyta, Magnoliopsida, Cucurbitales, Cucurbitaceae. The record is from RefSeq and is a predicted model, not a curated record. Gene Ontology annotation, molecular function: oligopeptide transmembrane transporter activity. Gene Ontology annotation, cellular component: membrane.